Messenger RNA from Spirometra erinaceieuropaei, 17229 nucleotides. NCBI's taxonomy places the organism in Eukaryota, Metazoa, Platyhelminthes, Cestoda, Diphyllobothriidea, Diphyllobothriidae. The record is from the annotation of a GenBank genome assembly.
AUGUCUAAGUCGCCGCAGGUUCAACCAAAGCGCUUUCUGCGAAUUCAUGAGCACUCUGCGAUGACACUUUUGGAGCAGGCCAAUAUUCCCGUCCCUGCCUUCCGAAUGGCUACAAAUAUGGAAGAGGUUUCCAAAGCGUGUGACGAAAUAGGUUUGCAUUUCCUAUCCAGUCUUAUGAGUGUGUACAUCCAGACAAUGCUUUUGCUCUUUUUUCACUUUGAGCCUCCUUUUCUUUGGAACGUUUUCACACCGGCCUCUGACAAAAUCACCCUCGACCAGGACUAGAUCCCUCGUUAAUCUGCGGCAAAUUCUGUAACUGACUGACUUGUCAGUAGUCCCUGCGGGUACAAGCUGCCUAGCGGUUACUCAUGCAGGUAGUGUCCGCUCAGCCAGUAGCAUCACUAGUCGCACACAAACCCACAAAUGUGGGCUGCCAGUACAGGGCUAAACUUAGGCUAGUACACUGUUAUCAGGAGCCCACCGUUACAUUGACAUCUUGCAUCCUCUCGUCGGGCGUUCGCAAGAUCCCUGUAAUCUAGGCUGACCCUUAUUGGGAAGCCGUAAUUGUGACUAUUCCCACGUCUAGGCAUUGCGCACAUUCCACCUGUAACCCGUAUUUACAGAGACGUGAAAGUGCUGGCUUGUUCCCGGUGCAUCUGAGCGACAGAGUUCUCCAUUUCUUUCCACUGUCGCCAGUUUCCCGAGGCUGCUUCUACGAAAUAUUGGGGGCCAAACAUGACCAAACGAGUGAUUUAUUCGUUACCGAUCUCUUAUAAUUUCGUUCAACAGCAUUUGCAUCAGAAAGUCGUUUCAAUUUUCAUUCAGAGCUGGGGGGGCGGACAUAAGUAUGCGCUGAUUGUGUCCACUAUGACUCUUCGUUUCCUGUUUUCUGUGAACGCCUGACAAGAAGUCUCGCACCAUUCAUUCUUGCUCACUGGUGUCUGUGUGCCAAAAAUCUCAUUCUGUCGUCAGUAGAUCUGGAUCCUGUUGUGUAAUUCUGGUCUUUCCAUGCAUCACAAGAUCGUACGUGAUAUGUUGACGCAUGUACUGCCUAACGCUAACUGGCCUUCCAUUUCAGCCCGCUUAUCGAAUACCAGUGACCUUGUCGUCAAGGCGCAGGUACUUGCCGGCGGUCGUGGAAAGGGCAUAUGGGACAGCGGUCUUAAGGGCGGCGUCAAGAUAACUUUCAAGUAUGUUUUUCGAACUGGAUCUGUUUACUGUUUUACGGUAUGCAAUAGUAGUGUUCUUUUGGACUGACUGUAGGCCUUUUCGAGUUAAUUUUUUGCCUUUUAGCUCCAACAUUAGCCACGAGUUCUGUGUUAUUCUGCGUCACCUUUUAUCGCAUCAGUUUUCUGCAUCAGCGCACCUCUUAUUAUUUUAUUCUAUUAAGACUGGCGUAUCUUCCUCUACUUUCUUCGUAUACUUCUUGGUCAACGGUUGUUAACGUAAACCGUACGAAACCAUUAUUUGGCAUGGUUGUACUACUCACAUUGGCUGCGACAUCGUAACUCACGACCUUACAUGUGACCAUUUUUACAUGACCACCCCGCCAAGCCACUUGUUUUAGGUUGAUAAACCUCAUGAAUCGUGCGAAUUUUACUCAGACACGGUUCCGCAGGCCCUUGUGCGUAGUAGAGGAUGAUAAGAUACGUGGCUUAAGGGUUUUUUGUUAGAAGUUCGCCGCUCCCCCUGCCGGCUAACAGACCACGCGCGCGUGCGGGUUAAGACGGAAAAUUGCCGCGCCUGCUUGUCGCUAUGUAGGGCCAGUCCACAAGUUUUCAUAAUUGUUUGGUCUUCGAUGCGUAACCUGCGCGUCCUAUCUCAAUAGUCUCUUAACGGCGCCAUGGCCGUGCUAAAACAAUAAGCUACAUAUCCCUCCUAUUUUUCAUUGGUGGCGCUGCUUGCCUCUCUGUGAGGGAAAUAAGAAGCAAGAAACUCGGUUUCUCAUAACGCUUCGUAAUUUGUCUGCUAUGAAACGCCCCUAGAGACUAAAUCAACUGAUACGAUAGUAGAGGCGUCUCUGUGUCCAUUGUCAGAAAAAGAUAGUGGACUUUUGCAUGACAGACGCUGAAACAGCCAUAUCCCCUAAGCUCCAGGGACACUCGUAUACAGAAUACAAGAGUGCAGGGCACAUGGGUGGUUAUUUGGCCUGAUUUAGUCAGUAGGUUACUAACCUUUAUACUCAGCUCCCCCAGCGUAAUCAUUGCCCUCAUCAUACGCAUUCUGUGGGGGAAGUUAAGAUAACAAUUACGGCCAAUUCUUCGUGCUAUGUAGCUGUACAUUGAUCCUCAUUCGUUGUCAAUAUUCCCUGCACGUUCUGUUGAUUACGUCGUUGACAACAGCUUCAUGGCUUUAGGCCUAUUGUUUUACUGAGAAACCCACGAGGUAGCUCUCUAUUCCUACCAUUGCAGCAAGGAUGAAGCCACUAACGUCGCCCAGAGAAUGCUUGGUCACCACAUCUACACCAAACAAACCGGUGAGGCUGGCCAGAUGUGUAGUGCUGUUAGCAUUGUUGAGCGGAAGUACCUCCGGCGUGAGUUCUACUUCGCCAUUGCCCUCGACCGGACGUCCGCCGGCCCCAUGAUCAUCGCUAGCUCCCAGGGUGGUGUUGACAUCGAACAGGUGGCUGCCGAAUGUCCGGAGGCCAUUGUUCGGGUAAGUUGUGUAGAGUCAUUUUCUCAGCAAGCAAACAAACUGAGUGAGGUUGAGCAACAGACUGCUUCCAGUGGCACGGACUGCAUUUAACCUAUUUUUACCCUGAAGGGAUCGGAUAUUGUAGUAUUGCUAUGCUUAUCUUUUGAUGUUUUCUUCCUCCUUUUCCCACCUAGUACCCAGUAGACAUUAUGGAGGGUCUCACUGAGGAGAAAGCAUUGGAGUUGGCCGAGCGUUUGGGCUUCUCCAGUGAUCAGAAUAAGCGCGAUGCUGCCGAAUACUUCCGGAAGCUUUACGAGCUCUUUGUCACUAAAGAUGCCACUCUGAUUGAGAUAAAUCCCAUGGCCGAAGACAACAAUGGCAAGGGUAAUUCCAUUAGUGCUUUCUUAAUCUGUACACUUGCUACCUGGGCCCUCCCUUUAUUCUACCUUAUUUCCUUGUAUCACGUUCAGAAAGCGGGGUCGGCUCGUGGGACUUACAAGGCAAUAGCCCGGACCCCGUCGCUAUUUUACGACAUUGUGUCCCAAGGCAAUGCAUGAUAUGUAUUCUAUUACAUGGCUGUGAACCUAAUCGCAUUAAUAGAGGCGAAUUUAAUUGUCUGAGCCUAGUAUUUACCGUGAGAUGGUGCAAGUGAACAAUUAAUAUAACCUUCAAAGCCUGGAGGAUGCGUCGAUAAGGACUUGUAAUAUCGCCCCAUAUGGAUUAUAUCAGCAAUGUGAGUGUAAGCAUGACAUGUCGAUUUAGAGGUGUUGAAGGCGAGAGAUAGUAUUAUGCGUUGUCAAAACAGUCCUACAUAUAGUGAGUGUCAAAUUGUUUUCAUAUUUACCCCGUCUUCCGCGGGGGUUAGAUUCUCCAGCCCUCUGUAAUCUAGCUUGAAUUAGUCCACAGUGACGUACCUACUCUACAUCGGGUAUACUAUCAGUCCUCAUUUACUCCGCCCGACCCCACUUUAGCUUCGUCUCACUCAUGCUUGGUUCUAACGUCUCGCGAUUUCCCGAAACCCAAAAGCAGAAAUUCGAUUUUCUUUGGCACCAAUUCCUCCAUGCACCCCAUCCCUGUCCCAGGCAAAUCUCAUCCGUUUUUGAAUUUUCGGAAAAAAGACAGUUCAAAAAGCGCGGGCCUCGAGCCACCCCUUUCCAAAAACAGAUCGUUAUCAGUGAUCAGUCUCACUAGGUCCGUCGCUUCACACUGGCCGCUUGUUGUCCCACGAUGCCAUGGGUAACUGCAUGAGUGGUAAUCGGAGGUGGUGACAUCAAGCUACAACAGCGAAGCGGAGCAGAACGACAUACUCUUCCGCCAAGGUGAAAAACUCGUGGAAGUAUUACAGCGUGGGUUGUGGGGAAGAAGUCACAUGUUGCUAGCUUCGCCAGCAAAACACCGUAUUGUUGAGACUAGGUGGGCUUAAUUUAACCAACAGUCACGUAGAAAUAAACAAAUACGUGGCCUUUCAUUACUUUAACUGGGAGACGGAAGAGCUCUGGGCUCAUGGUAUUUCGGAAGCGAGUCGGCAAGUACAGCCCCUCUAGUAUUGGCUACCCAUGUUUAUGUGACUCCUUGCCAGAACUGUCAAUCAGAGCCCACAGACAAAACAAAACACCCGUCCUUCAUCCUGCUGUCGAAUUAUCUCGGUAGAUAUCACUCCCGCUGAGUUUUAUAUCCCUAGGUUAGACGGUUUCAACCGCGUGUCUUCCCAGUCUGGUGCUGGGGCACACGACUGACUGACAUCCGGCAAACAAGUCGGGAGUAGCUAUCCUAGUUCCCCUCUUGUCGAUCUUACUUCUAGGGCAAGUUCGCCUCUACGCGACUGCGGGCCAUGCCGUCCGAAAAUUAGGUGAGAUGGGUGAACGCUGCUCUCACACGACCGUGUCAUUGACAACGAGCAGUUGUGCUGCCAAAUGAGGACGUAGCCUAGUAUGUUCGCACUUGUGGUAGGUAUCGAAACUUGCGGGACACUGGCCAACAUUUUUCAAUUAGCCUUCGAUUAAAGAAAGGUUGCUAAGGUUCUGCCGUCGUUUCCGACGAUGUCUACUGUGUGCCCCAAAGCAGGGCGGCCGCAGGGACGGUGAAUUACGCGCAAAUUAGUUUAGGGCGAUAGAGUAGACUUUCGCAGCAUCUACCGCACACUUUCAGCCCUCACCCACCUAUGAUGCACUACCAUAUUCUCCCCCCCCCUCAGCCUCCUAGGUCCGGUGUCAAGACAGAGUCAAUAAAACUGGAGGCGGGAUCGGGCGUAGGUGGCUGGCACGGCCUAUACCCGAGCCUGGCGUGCCACCACACCCUGGACCGCGCUCAGUGGACCACAAUUUCACAUCACAAGGGGGCGACUCGGAUCCCGCUGGGUCGCAGUGCCAUAGAGAAGCCAUUGCAGCCUGACUCCCUCCGCCAGUCGGCCACUUUACGCAAACACAUACUGGGCUGACUGCAAGAUCCGAGUUAUCUUGUCAGUUGAUAACCUUUCAAGCCACGAUUUUUAAUGUGCUGCGAUAAAUUUAAACGCGUCAGAUUGUUUAUAGUGCGGAGUGUGCGCCGAGGCCGUCGACCUCACUCCCUCGUCCCUCACCUGCACACCACUCGACAGUCCGAGCGGGCGGUGUGGCUGACAGAGUUUAACAGUCCUGCGCACGCCACACACCCGACCUGACCCCCAGCCAAUCAUAAUUGUUGUACACAGUGACCGAAGGCAACUAUCAGGCGCCAUGCGAUGAGGUAGAAAGACUCCCUGCCACAGUGUAGUUGCGGACAAACCAACUACGUUGGAAGACGCUGAUGGCUGAACACGCACCAACAGCAAGGAGGGCUGACAACAACUUUCAAGCCCCAUCUCAAUCCCCCAAGCUAAGUCAUACCUGCAACUUUUUAUGAGGCGGACAUCCGAGAGGAACCACCCAUGUGAGUCACGAACUGUUUACGUCAUGGUCCUCCGACACGCAGUCUCAACAAAUACGUCAAAGCUGCCGGUGCCGGGUACCCAUCACACACGCAGCGCGCCCAAGUGAGCAUUGCUUCCAAUGGCCGCACCGGGGAGCCAAACUGCCGGGUGAUUAUCAAGAAGGUCAUCAACAUCGGUGAUGAAACCGCGGAUGCGGAAGACCAAUCAAUUGCCACCACGAGUACGAACAUAGAUGAUGUGGGCAAAAGGUGUUAGUUGAUGUCUGACAACUGCGCCCUCUGUGCAUGCGCCACCUCUGCCAGUUGUUGUCUCUGAUGAGGGGUUCAGAAGUAAAUCCGGAGCGUUGAACGAAUGAUUUUUUUGUUCUAACAGUUGACUUUCCUCUGAAUCAGUUCCUUAUUAAAGGACUGCCAAGGCGUAACUAGCGAUAUCACGAUGUGACAACCGUUGCCCGCGAUCCAUUAAGGUUUCGCCUCCCACCGCCCAAGACAAUCAUGCAGUCUUACACCGGUGUGCGGGGGAAAAGGGGGGUGGUUGUGUUUACCUUCGAAUUUUGGGGAUACAGGAAGUCGUCCCUCCACUAAGCCACACCACGCAACCGCUGCCCGGCGGGUCACGGCUCAAUCGAUUUUUUGAGCGACUAGGGAGUUUCGGCCUACUCUCACUCAAAAUGGGCUUGUGGUGAGCCAAUUGCGUAGAGCAGAACAGUCCCAUGUCCAACAAACAGAAUCGAUCUAAACCCACGUUUAGACACGCGCUUGUGGAAAGUGUUUUCAACCCCUCCUAAUGUCCUACUGACAGUCCUGCUGUGAACCUGCGCGUUCUAGCAUCGUCUUUGCCCUAGUUCGAGUAUUCAAGGCGUGCAUAUUCAGGAGACCCGCGUUUCUUUUAUUACCAGCCCGAUAGUGCAUGCUUGCCGUUGGGCUUCUUGGGACUAAAGCCCCACAGCGAUGGCCCCUCACCUUCAGUCCAUUACGCCAUCUGUCUCCAACUGUAGGUUAAGUUUUUGGCCCUCUGAUCGAAAUAAUCUUUAUUGUUGCUGGCCUCUUUUAGUCCUUUGCAUGGACUGCAAGAUGACCUUUGAUGACAAUGCCGAAUCCAGGCAACCGGACAUCUUCAAGCUCCGCGACUGGUCUCAGAUGGAUGAGCGUGAUGUACAGGCGGCCGGUGCUCAACUCAACUACAUCGGCCUUGACGGCAGCAUUGGCUGCCUGGGUAAGUACCGACCUACGCCACAUCUGUCUUCAUUUGUGUUCUUAUGGCUUCACAUUCACCACCAUGUGACGCUUGGUUCACAGGUGAUCGGAUAUUACAUGCAUUCUUUUCGUGGUGCCUUAAUGUUCAGCGGCCGUUGUUGGACCGGAAACUACCACUGUAGGCUGCUGAAGUCAUGACAAGCAACGACCCGUCGGUGAGCGGUGGUUGGGAGUAGUUUCCGUGGGCCCCCGCAUAGCAGUCACAAUGUACGAUGCCUCAUCUGUUGUACGCAGUAUUAAGGCUAUGAACACCCAGGAGUAGUCAAACUGGUAGUUGAAAUCUUUGUGGACUGAGCGGUCUUUGAGAAGCUCCUCCUGACCUUCGACGGCUAUUGCGCGUUGCUAUGCGUCUGCGCGGAUGCUUAUAGGGAAGUAGCUACUCUCACUUUUUCACCAAAGGGACUCACCUUCUUUGAUCCCCAUAGCACCGCCAUCACCACCGUCGGGAUUUGCUUUAUUCCCGCUUUGUUUGGCUGUUCACGGGAUGUUUUGUCAACGUAGCAGGGACUUUUCACUCCUUAGAAAAUGACUUUCAGGCUCCCUCCUGGCCAGACGGGCCGCUUUCUCUGGGCGUCCAGGGGCCGUCUGCUUCCACUGGUGUACAAUGCAAGACCUCUUGAAGUGAUUAUAUUUAUUCGCCGGCCUGUCAGUCGAUCGUAAGAUCUGUCGGACCUAACUGCGACUUGUGUUCUGUCUUGCUGUGUAUCUGCUGUGUGCUAGAAGCGACUUUGAAUCAUCUGCCAGUAAGAGUGCAACGCAUGUCAGGCGUUCUAUGUGGUUGCCGUCACGUGUCUAGGCGUUAAGCAGCUCGCUACUCACUUUAUGGAUUGCCUUUGUGGUCCAGGCAACAAUUUCAAACACCGGUUGGCCUCUCCAUACCACCAGCUUAUGCUUGUGAGAUCAGCCUUGUUGCGCUCAAACCUUUAUCACGGUAUGAGAUUUCUCAAACGUCACCAGCUUGCUCACUUGCAGUCAUCAGGGUUUUGGGGCGCGUUGCAGUUUCUGAUGUGAAACCCUACCUAAUACGCUGGUGGUGGUCUUCUGCACUGGUCUGUCGAUCGAUCCCCUUAGGCAGACAGCCAGACGUUGAGUCUGCAUUUCCUGUCCUCCCUUUCACCAGUCCUAACGAUCCGGCUCAGCUUCAGUUUUUGGAAGUUAUCCGUAGGAUAUAGCGUCACUCGGUCCAGUCUUCCGAUGAACAUAUCAUGUGGCCGUCAUGACAGCGUCUGGAGAAGUAAAUGGUUUUAUUGACAUUUCAGGGCACGGAUUGUAAUACUGCUAUAGCUUGUAACCUUCGGCCUUUACCAACUUGCCGUGGCGGCAGCGCUUCCAUCAUUUUUAACACUGCAUAUAUUGGAACAGAUCACCUUUUUGGAGUCCACUUGGACCUUAUUUUUGUUUUCCGUUGGUCCCUUCGAUUUCGCCUCCACCGGUCCGGUAAUUGAGAGUCCAGGUCGCGAUUGCAGUGAUUUCACGCAGUUUUCGUUGUGAGAUGCGCACCCGAAUCGCCUAAAUCACCCAUCUCGAUUGACUUGAAAAACUUCCUACAGAUCAUCCCAUUCAUCCAUGUAAAACGAUGCUGUUCAAGCGCAUCCGUCUUCCCCUUAUUUUGAACCCUCAUUACCCAUGGUUGGCAGCCGUGUAGAAUGAUACUAGAUAUCUAGUCAUUGAAUGGGCCAGUGACUGCGUGAACACCGUCGUGUGUGCCGGUAUUUGCUCGUGGCACUUGUUAGACCGGGACUUCGCGCCACUUUAGCGACUACGCAAAAGAGAGAGGGCGAGAUAGAGACAAAUCCAGACCAUAUUUUCCCCGCAACAAGCAACUUAUGCACUUUUAGGUUACCACGACACGUAGAGGGUUGCCAACCAGCGAACUAACGCGGUCUUGCCCAGAGUUAGAUUUCAAUGGCGUCCCUACGUAUGAUUCUAAACCCCUCUUCGUUUUAGGCGUAAUCCGUGUAGAGUUUCUGACCAGCGCGCAUAUGUGGUACAUGUUGCGUGGCUUCAACCACGGCGCCCGCAUCCAUCCCAAAUAUCCUUUACUCCGUCUUCCUAUCCGAACAUCGCUGAUGUGUGUCAAGAUAUCUAGGUGGAUGCUUCGUAAGUCCGUCUCACGCACAGGUCUCUGCUGUGAACCUCCUUCGGAAAAGUGGUUGCCCUCGUUUACGACGUAGAGGCUUAUGCGAAUUCCAAGGCGCUUUCUGAUCGAUCUGAGAUCGAGUCUCUUGGUAACGACCGUUUCCGCGAAGGCAGUAAUCAACUGCGGAAGUGCUGAAAUAUAAUGUCCAUGUGGUUCACUAGGAACUCGGCAUUGACGGAUAAGCUACCAACGCUGAGGUGUUCAAUAAGCGAUGCCGCGGAGGUACAGGGAGCUUUGGUUCGACCUUUCCUCCAAUCUGGCCACGUUCUGCAUGUCACAACAGGAUGAUCUACUGACGAUUUUGCUUGCUUGGUGGCCAAAGGAGUAGUAGGCUCGAAAUCCGCGAACCACGGACAGGUAGGCGGAAGGGAUUACCCACGCGAGGUUAUAGUACUAGAGGAGAGCGCGAAACUCAGUACAAAGUUAACUCAUGCGCUUCUCCGGGGAUGUAGGAACACUGCUUACAACAUCUGUACUGUGGAUCCAGAUCGCCAACACUGAGAGCCUUAUUCAUGUGUGGCGUGUAGUUUGGAGACCUUUAGAACAGGUAGGAGUGCGGACUGCGCUCUAAAGUAUGCAGCAAUUGGUGAAGUUGUUUCGGAUCGAAACAUUCCCCCCCCCCUUCACGGGCAAAGUAUCUGAGUGAGGAGAUUGUGCGGCAGAUGCUGCACAAGUCUGCCCCAGUAUAAACCAAUUUACACGCUAGUUACAGCUGUUGCCACCACUCUGUGGGACAUCCUGUGGACGUUGUCGCAUGAGACUGUCGAACUAUUAUGUCAAAUCGCAACCCUCUGCACCCCGGUAACUGUGGCGUACAUAUGGGGCCUUCGGGAAGACUGAUGUUUUUGUCGAUGGUGUCUCCAAAGGGGACAUCGUUUUGUGUGCCUGAGAGACCAAUAAGUCAUUGACGUACCGCGCGAAACCAUCGGAAGUUCGCGUCAUGCACUAGAUUUUUCAUGAGUGGUGGACAUAGGCAAUUCUAACACCUGACCAUCUUGCUCGUGUUCUUCCGUAGCGGCUGUAUUUUCAACCUAGCUACAGGACAUCCCCCAUAUGUAUCUCUCAGCAACAGGGCCUUACUUAUGUGUGGUUUGUUUUUCGCUCCAACAUGCGAACAUAUCAUCCUUCGGUCCUCGACAUUACGUAAAAGGGUGUCCCCCGUUUGCACCCAUCUGCCCGUGCCCGUGGCUCCGUGUUUGAUGGACACUCCAUGUAAUUGGCGUUUAUACUUGCCAGCGUUCGGACACUGUAGCACCCGCGGGUUCGCGUUCUCCUUCCUUCUCAGCAUUCAUGCCCGAUGUGUUCACUCGCGCCUACCCUUAUGUUCGGUCCGGGUAUAUUUCGUACAGCGUCCAGUUUAACACCCCGCCUGUUGUUUUGAAGUCGUCUACUGGUUUCUCCAAUGUAGUUCGUUCCACAGGAACUGCACCGGACACGAUAGGCGACGUGCACCGCUUCAACACGUGGCUGAAGAACCUCAGAUCUCAUCGACAGACGUCGCUUUAUUGCCUCGGGUCUGUGGACGAUGCCUAUUCUCAGUGGUUGUAAGUGACAGGUGAUUGUGUCGUUUGCGUUCUCAAUGUGUGCCAGUGCCUUCCAGGCCUUCAACUUUUCCACUGUUAACCUUAUGUUUAACAUUGGCUGUCUGCCUCAGUCUAUAAAACUGCGGAGGUAAUGGAGUUCGACUGCCUUCUCAUCUGCCUCACUGCAAUGCGUGUCCACCUUUUUGUUGGGGGUUUGUGCAGAAUUGCGCCUGUAGAAUGGCGGGUUGUUGUUGUGGCAACUUCGUACCUGCCGCGUGUUGGUGGUCUUCCUGUACACCAUCGUCUCCAGGUCUCCGCCGAUCUUUCUGUGACCCGGGAUGUCCUGGAAUAAUUGCUUUAUGUUGCCAUCCAUCUCAGUUUCGAACUAGGUACCAGGGAGCAUGAGAUUAAAGAACACACGGAAUUCCGAGACCAUUACGCACUCGAGGAUGACGAAGGUAUCGUCCACAUACUUUUCUGGAGUAUUGGUUUAGGAGUUGCAAACACCAGUGCCACUGGGUUUCAGAGGACGACUCGAAUGAUGAAACCAUGACGGUGGCGCUCCCACUGGAGCGCAUUUUACUUGAUCAUAUGGUCCAAAGGUGAAGUACGUCUUGUGGCAGAGCUGGAAUAUCUGGCUGAAGUGUCCCCACUUUAUCAUCCAACACUGGCUCCUGAGUAGAUCACAGACAAUUUCAAUCACCAUCCUUGGGGAUCCAGGCGAGGAUCGAGGUCACAUCAAAUGGCACCAUAACCCUUCCCUGCGUUGAGGUGUAGUCUACCGUACAAGAGGUCUGAGGCUGCCUGCUGUCCUGUGCUGUAUCUGUCCAGCCUAGCUUAAUAUACCCACAUGAAGUUACGAUCAAACAUCUUGCCAUUCUAACUGUCUUUCGCUGCUACGGAGCUGACAGCGUUUUUCCCGCCAACCUCAUGACCUGGAGUUUCUCCUUGCAGUGAACGGUGCCGGUUUGGCGAUGGCCACGAUGGACAUUAUCAAACUGCACGGCGGCAGUCCGGCAAACUUCCUGGAUGUCGGUGGAGGUGCCACCGCGAACCAGGUCACAGAGGCCUUCCGUCUUAUCACCUCCGACCCGAAGGUCCACGCCAUCCUUGUUAACAUCUUUGGUGGCAUCAUGCGUUGCGACGUCAUUGCCCAGGGCAUCGUCGCGGCCGCCUCCGAGCUUAACAUCAAGGUUCCCAUUGUCGUCCGCCUGCAAGGUGAGUUUCUGCAGUUCUUUGUCAGACCUCACCUGCCAUUUUUUCCCUUACGCUUUUUGCGGCCGUUACCGUCGCUGAUUUCGCAAAUGCUAGGCACCGCUGAAAUACACACGAAUCCGCCUACUACUGCUAUAAUUGGUGUUUGGGCUUUGUGCUCGGGCGACCACCUACGGAUACCUAUUUCUGUAAGGAAAAGUGGUCGAUCCACACUCCGAUAAAGACUGUGGAGGGGAGGCGCUGGCGAACUUGGGUUCUAUGGUGGUGCUUACCCAUUAGCUAGAUCUCAUCGACCCUGUUUGCUUCCUCGCCUUGUGAUUUAGUAGGUGGCCGCUUGUUCGUGCUACCUGUCACUGCAUUUGGAUCUGUGUCGUAAUGUGUCAUUAGCAGACGCUCGUGCCCACAUCCGCGUCUAUUUAAGCAGUGUUCAACAAUCACGAUUCUCGUCGCAAGGCCCUUCCCAUGAGCACUCAGCGAAUCCCCGGGGCUGUUUAAUGGGCAGGGAAAGUGCGAAAUUUCUUUAGAAUGACAUUCGACGACCUGGUCUGGUUGUAGAACAAAAUACAAACACAAUACUGUGCAGAAGACGAAGAUGCGAUCACUGGAACAAGAAAUUUAUUGCCCUGACGUUUCGGAUUCUCACUCGAAUCCAUCAUCAGAGACAUUCAGGGACCCUUAUCUGCGAAUUGUACUUACUUACUACUCAAGCACAAUUCUGCGAAUGUCUCUGAUGAUGGAUUCGAGUGAGAAUCCGAAACGUCAGCCCAAUAAAAUUUCUUGUUCCAGUGAUUGCAUCUUCGUCUUCUGACAAUAGGCAAAGUGCUGUCCCAGGGAAAAUAACUUGAGCCGGAUUAAAUCUCAGUACCCUCGCCGAAAUAUCAAUAUUGGAAAAGCGUCCCCGGUGGACCAGUUCUGUUUGCAAAUUACAAAUACUGUGUGAUACAGAUUGAAAAUCCAUGAUCUAAGACGGGUUUGUGGGGGGGGGUUGUUCAAAUUUCUGUGGGCAAGCGGAAGAAAGGCACAUUUUCCAGGGGUGCUGUGUGAAAUAUUAUCGAUGAGGCGGGAGGCAGGUAAGUUGAGCAUUCGCACACGUGUAAAGGCCUCUCAGUACAAGAAGAGCAAGUGCGGUUGCACUUAUCAUACCUUUCUAGUUAAUGACUGACUGCAACCAUAGUGCAGCAGUUUUUUAAGUGUAAAUUGGUCUGCAAGUUGUAUUCCAGUUACCUGGUACUUUGGCUGCCUUACCUAACUUUAGUUUAACCGUAAUCCAAUGCAACACUAACUACAGAUGAUUAUAUGCCAUCAGGAGUACGUCUUAACCGAAAACUGAAUCAGACUACUCGGGUCUCGGCUCCAAUGAGAAGAACCUCAAGCUAACACUUGACUCUGUGCAUCUGGUUAUUCUUGAUGCAGGAGGAGGCGGACUCAGUAAUCAUCUGAUCUCAAGCGCCAGUCUGUGCUUGUAACUUCAAAGAAUUGCUCCUCUGUUCGUGUGAAAUCCGAGUUUGUAAGGGUCAAAACCACUGAGCCCGAGGCGAUUAUCUGCAGUAAAAAGACCUAGCUGCCAGCAUUCUGGUCAGUAGGUAGGCAACAGCCACCUGGAGUGGAUUCAUUUUUAAAGGUUUCCUCGUGGCGAUCGACUGCAGACAUGGUCCAGAACAGAACGGAACCCCGAGGCAAGCAGACACGCCCAUGCUAGAAUGAACCGGUAAAGGCCACACCCAUGUGUUAGGCGAACUGUAUCCGCUAUGCGGGCUGACAAAUGCCAACACCCUACGGCACGCGCGGUGGCCCACCGCCACGUAGUCAGUGUCCAAACUCGAGGCUAAACUAAUCUCUUCUCCAAGAAAAACAUGCUCGGAUGCGCAAACUAGGUCUAGGACAGCCAUUAACGUAGGGUAAUGUAGGUUUCCGCCCAAGUUUACACUUAUUAUGUCUGACAACAUUCCCUAAGCACACAUUAUACACGCAAAAAUGACAUUUUCCGGAAGAGGCUGGGCAAAUGAGCAAAAUGUGUAACUUUUUAGGCGCGUAAAACCGUCAUAUCAAUUCCCACCAUCAUGUUUCAUGACUUAGGUCACGUACUCUAUCUUUUCUUUGUCCCCUACAACGGGCCACACAGGAGUCAGGUCAGGGUGCGAUACGCGUUAUCUGGGCUGUGCACCUAUAACAAAUGCCACACAUGGGGUGUGUCGGCACGCCUAGGCGCCGGCUUGUGCCCCACCAGCCACCUGCGCCCAAUCACAGCACCAGAGGUCUGUCCGGCUCGAACAGUGGAUUGCUGCCUGAGACCGCCUCUGGGGAUUCCGUCCUCACGACACUUCAGCGCAUAUUCCUCACUGCAAAUAAUCUGACGCGCUUUUAAGCCAUCACGGUGCGCUAAAAGCAGUGGCUGGGAAGGCUACCAACUGACGGGAUGACUCGGUCCUCCUCAGGACGGGGCUCCUUUUUAAUGUGGCCUCUAAGGCAUUGCUACUACUCAGUUGGGAUACGAGCCACCCCUCCCCCCGCCUCUUCUUUCUGCUAAAGCCUGCCCCAUCGCGCACGUGGCACGCGUAGAUGGGUUGUUUGGUUCUUUCAGUCACUGCACCUAAUCCCGUCUCCAGUUCUCCUGACUGUCUUGACACCGGGCUAAAGUGAGUGGGACGGAUCCUGCUCAAGUCUGCUACCACUUCAGACUGAGUCACAUGCAAGUCAUCGUCCCUGCGCCCACCAUGCUGUGAGGCACACGAAAGAAAUUGUCGUCUGCAACGGUCAAACUGUCGCAUCUUCUCUUUGCCUACAUACUCAGUGAUUUUGACCAAUGCUUUAGUGCGUACUUCUCAAUGCGUAGCCGCUCUUGGUUUUCUCGACAUGGCAGACGAGUCUGUGUGCUGCAGCUACCAUCGUGUAAAAGAAGCCUCAAGGGGAAUCUAAAUUGUCUGUCAUGACUAUUUUUCCCUCCACUAAUUCACGCGUUGUUCCGCGAACUAUAACUACUGCUCUCUCUCUUCUCACCGCCCUGAGAAACGAGUUUUCGUCACACACACCUAAACCACAGUCCGCGUGGUUCGGUUCUGCUUUAAGGUGGGACCGAUGGGCGGCGAGGACUGACGUUCUACUUUGCUACCUAAAUUCAAACAGAGUCAACAGCCUUUACCGACACCUUUAAACAGUUUUCUCGUCCCCCGACAUAAAUCAUAUUUUCGUCUGUCUGCAGGGACCCGCGUUGACGAUGCCAAAGCCAUAAUUGGAAGCAGCGAGUUGAAGAUCCUAGCCUGUGAUAGCCUGGAUGAGGCCGCGCAAAUGGUAAGUCCCUCUUCCAUUCCCACUACCUCAUUUGUUUCUCCCGAUUUCCUGCAAAGUUAAAGUGGAGGUUUUGGGUUGUGCAGUCUCGCCGCCUCCCACCGUUAGCCCUGACGCCGACUGUCCGGCACGUAUUCGUGAUUAGCGGAACGAUGUUCACCAGAGGCCAGCGUCGAAGUAAGCAGACUCGGAUCUAACAAGCGAUCAGUCGUGGGUCAAUAGCGAUGACGUAACCAGGACGCGGAGGACUGAGGUCUGACACACUGACUGUCAUAUAACACGGCGCAAAGGCGCGCCUUGACCUGGCGACCGUGACUCACCAUCAAAUAAGUUUGCUUGCCUCUGCUGUCUUGCAGUCAGGUUCUUGAACCAACGCCCUGAAGCAGACAUCUUCGAACAGGCAAUUGGGGCUGCCGUUGGAGACCCACCAAUAUUCUCAAUUCACAAGAAACCUCCCGAAACAUGUCUGAUUUAGGUAUUGCAAUUCAUGCUACGAUGUUCGCGGGAACCGAAGUGUCUGGCGAUUCUUGUCCAGUGGUCAGAGGGCUUAGUAUACGAGAUAGGCUCCUUAAUCGGUAGCAGGUCCUCGAUACUGGAUGCUGGGCUGUGUGCAACCUUACUACUGAGUUUACGAUGGCAUGCAGUCAUUAUCAGUACAACAAGGAUGUCUUUCGUCUGUCCGAAACCUGAAUCCUCGACUACAGCGCUCGGAAAAAAAGAUCCCGGAGGCCAAAUCCCACUUUACCCCGUACGACUCUUCUAGUAGACACUUUGUGACGAUCACUUGGGAACUCGUAGAUGAUUGACUGGCUUACGUAAGACAGGAGGGUUUCUUUACGAACAUCUCUGUAGUUCCAGUGUACGCAUCAGCAUCGGCGGCCGACCAUCGCUGCAAAGAAACCUACUCACAGCUACCAGAAUUGGUUGGAAAACUUCCUGCCGGAGGGCUACAAUGAGCGGACUGGGCAAGGCAGACCUUCAAUCAGCUGCGUAUUGGCCGCUCUGAGCUUAGUUCUCAAUACGGCGGUGGGGAAUGAAUGCUAAGCUUUGCUGAUCAGAACCGGCCAGUCGUCACUAACGCGUAUUUCCAACUUAGCCGGCCAACACCUGUUGACCUGCUAUUCAAACAUGCAUUCGUACGACCGACCAACCGGACUGCACUCUGGUCAGUUUAGGGUUCUGAUGCGCCAGCGGCGCCAACAGACAACUCUAGCUAGGUCCCGCAACGAUUUUAGUGGCGGGUGAGGCCAUAUUCCGUGGUGGGCAAUAUUCUCCAUGCCGUAAUUUCAUUAUGGCUUGUCACCUUUUCACAGGUGACUGAUUUGUCCGAUUGGUGCCUAGCAACGCUGUGCAUUCACAGUGGUCAGAUCUGAUAGGUUGUUUAAUUCGCUACUAGCUCUCCUUAAAAAUCGUUUAGCUCCCCCCCCCUCCCCCAUCCGCGGAUACGCUGGGUAAUCAGUAGUCAGGACAAUGUCUUCCACUGGGUUCCUAUUGAUGCCGUUUCCAAGCUACGAUGCGGAAUGUCACCAUCUUCUCCAGCCAUUCUGUAUACUUCAAUAACCGCACAUGCUGCUGAAGCGGGAUUAUUGCCAACCGGUGAUAGUAUUUGUUCAGGUGCCCAUAGCCACAGGCGCCUAAAACGGGCCACUCGGUAGAUGCGCUGGUCCAAUACGGAGGCUAGAUUUGAAUUCGGCAGGGGUGUGAUGGCACGUCCGGUUGCAGGCACACGCCGUGUUAAUUUUGAGCAGGGUCGCUCCGCCCUUUUUCUUGGUGUAUAAAAUCCUGGUUGUUGUAUGUUGUGGAUCAGGAGGUGUGGUGGUACGCCUAGGUGCGGGCUUUCGCCGCGUCAGCCACCUGCGUCCUCUCUCGCCUCUGGUCUUCUUGACGCUGUCUUGACACCAGACCCACGCAGGAGAGGUGGAGAUAGUGUGGUUGAUGCUGCGCAAGUCCACUGUCGCUAUAACUCACGCGCAGGUCACCGUGCCUGCUCUCAACCUGCUAUAGAGCAUGCGACGGUCGAACUGUCGGCACCACACACACACACACACUCCUCGGGCGCUGGGAGACUAUCAUUUUAACCUAUACAGACCCAGCGGCUUGGGCAGGCGCGUCACAUUUUCUAAUUUUCCCCGGUCGCGACUCCUGCUCAAACUCCCUUCACCUCCCUUAAAAUAUCCUUUUUUCACGUUGUAGGUUGUUAAACUGGCCGACAUUGUAUCGUUGGCACGGCAGGCUGCCGUUGAUGUGAAGUUUGAGCUGCCUCUGUAG